Messenger RNA from Dictyostelium discoideum AX4, 2103 nucleotides. RefSeq names its product acyl-CoA oxidase. Bases 1 to 2103 code for a protein of 700 amino acids. The record is from RefSeq and is a predicted model, not a curated record. The transcript is spliced from 2 exons. NCBI's taxonomy places the organism in Eukaryota, Evosea, Eumycetozoa, Dictyosteliales, Dictyosteliaceae.
AUGUAUUGUCCAAAAGCAUAUGAAAAUGAAAAAAAAAAUGAAGAUUUAGAAUUUGAAAGAAGUCAAUCAACAUUUUCAGUUUCAGAAUUAAAUUUUAUUUUAAAUAAUAAUGAUCAUAAUAUUAUAAAUAUUAAAAAUGAAAUUAAAAAAUUUAUUGAUAAUGAUGAAAUUAUUUCAAAACCACAAGAAAUUCAUUUUUUAUCAAGAGAAGAACAAUAUAAGAGAGCAUUAUAUGUUUCAUCAAAGUUAAUUGAAAUAAAGAAAAGAUUUGGUGAGAUUGGUCGUGAUCAAUAUUAUCAAUCAUUAUUUGAAGAGAUACCAUUCGUUAUUAAUGAUAUUGUAUUUGCAUGUGCAUUUAAAUCAUUAGCAAGUGAUGAACAAAUGAAUAGAUUAUAUUCAAAAUUUGAAAAUUAUCAAUAUUUUGGAUCAUAUUCACAAACAGAGAUUGGUCAUGGUUCAAAUGUUCAAGGAAUUGAAACUACUUGUACUUUUAUUAAAGAAACUGGCGAAUUUGAAUUAAAUUCACCAAAUUUGACAUCAACUAAAUUUUGGAUUGGUGGUUUAGGUAAACUUGCAACUCAUACUAUUGUUUUUGCUCAAUUAUUAAUUCCAUCAAGUAUUGAUGGUAAAUUAAAAAAUUAUGGACCACACCCAUUCAUUUUACAAGUUAGAAGUUUAGAUGACCAUUCACCAUUGCCAGGUGUCACCGUUGGUGAUAUUGGCCCAAAGUUAGGAUUCAAUUCAAUUGAUAAUGGAUUUUUAAGAUUGGACCAUGUUAGAAUACCACGUGAAAAUAUGUUAUCAAGAUUCUUUAGAGUGAAUGAACAAGGCGAAUAUGAGAAACCAAAACAUCCAAAAUUGAUCUAUGCUGGUAUGGUUGGUGUUAGAUCUAGCAUGAUUGAGAAUUCAUUCGUAAGUUUAUCACGUGCUGUUACAAUUGCAAUUCGUUAUUCUACAAUUAGAAAACAAUUUAAAUCAAAUCGUUUAGAUAAACAAGAGAAGAAAAUCAUUGAAUAUUCAAAUCAAAUGAAUCGUAUCAUACCUUAUUUAGCUCAAACUUUUGCUUACUUUUUCACUGGAAAACGAUUUUCAAUUGAAUUUGAUCAAAUGAUGAAAGCUGUAAAACAUAAUCAAGAUACUACACUUCUCUCAGAGUUACAUGCAAAUUCAAGUGGUUUAAAAAGUUUAAUGACUCAAUCAACUUCUGAUGGUAUUGAAAGUUGUCGUUUAUCAUGUGGUGGUCAUGGUUAUAGUCAAUUUAGUGGUUUACCUUAUCUUUGGUCAAAUUAUGUUCAUAUGAGCUCUGCUGAAGGUGAAAGUAAUCUAUUACCACAACAAACUACAAAAUAUUUAUUAACUAUUUUACGUAAAGUUUUAUCUGGUGGUGGUGGUAGUUCUGACACCACCACUGCUGAUGAUGACAAUAAACCAAUUGGUAAAUCAGUUAAAUAUAUAAAUGAUGAAUUUCAAUCAUCAUUUGAAAAUAUAAAUCAAUUCAUUCAAGAGAAAGGUUUAAAUUCAAUAAUUCAUCCAGAUUCAUUAUUACAACUUUUUAAACAUCGUUCAUUCAUUUUAAUCAAAUCAAUUGCUGAAUCAAUUCAAGAGCAAAUGAGUAAUGGAAAUAAAGAUAUACCACAAAUUUGGAGUGAUCUUAAUGUUGAAAUUAAUCAUUGUAGUAAAGCUCAUUGUCAAUUAUAUGUAAUUCAAUCAUUUUAUGAUCAAAUUUUAUUAUUAUCUUCAAAUUCUUCAAGUUGUUCUUCAUCGAUAACCACUGUUUUAAUACAAUUACUUCAAACUUAUAGUAUUUGGAUUAUUAAUUCAAAUUUAGUUGAUUUCCUUCAAGAUCAAUAUGUUGAACUAUCUCAAAUUGAUUUCUUAAAAAAGAGUUUAAUCAAUUUCUAUAAAUUAUUACGUCCAAAUUUAGUACCACUAGUUGAUUCAUUUGAUCUCUGUAAUACUACUUUAGGUAGUGCUUUAGGUUCUUAUAAUGGUGAUGUUUAUUCAACUCUUUAUAAAUGGGCUUCAACUCAACCAUUUAAUAAAAAUUCUUUACCAUUAGGUUUUAAUGAAACUAUUAAACCAUUAAUAAAUAGUAAACUUUAA